AUGCAUGAAGACCUUAAGCGCAAGGCGCAAGGUGGCGGAGUCGCUGUAUCCGUGCAUGGGCAAGCUCAAGCGUUCAUGUCAAGAGACAACAAGCGAAACGGACGACCAGGUAAGAAGACUGAUGAAGAUCUUGGCGACUAUCUGUUUUCGGUUGGUGGUGAAGUCGCCAAGUCGAGCAACGUGUGGCUGGUCGACUCGGGCGCGACGCAGCACAUGACAAGCUCCAAGAAGUUCAUGAAGAACUACAAGGUCUUCAAUCCGGUCGAUGUGCACUUAGCAGACGAUGGUGUCGUUCAAGCGAUAGGAAAAGGCGACCUAGUGAUGUCAAUGAAGAUGCCACGCGGGACCAAGAAAGGUGUGCUCACGGACGUGUGGCACAUCCCGAAGCUAUCGCGCAAUCUGUCCUCCGUGGGAAAAUUUACCAGGACGUCGGGCAAGUCACCUUUAAAACCAACGGAUGCUUCGCGGAGACAAAGGGUGUCAAGUGAAAGCUCGGUGCUCGCUUAG
This is a messenger RNA of Peronospora matthiolae, 507 nucleotides long. NCBI's taxonomy places the organism in Eukaryota, Oomycota, Peronosporomycetes, Peronosporales, Peronosporaceae. The record is from the annotation of a GenBank genome assembly.